Molecule: messenger RNA, 1116 nt
Organism: Exophiala viscosa
Lineage: Eukaryota; Fungi; Ascomycota; Eurotiomycetes; Chaetothyriales; Herpotrichiellaceae
Product: chromatin modification-related protein EAF7-domain-containing protein
Exons: 1
Coding region: 331-1095 (254 amino acids)
Biological process (GO): regulation of transcription by RNA polymerase II
Cellular component (GO): nucleus; NuA4 histone acetyltransferase complex
Source: RefSeq, a predicted model, not a curated record
CGCCGAUGAUCGCAUCGCGCGUUGAGUUCAAUACCUAACAGCCACCCGAAACAGGCAACUUAACCGCGACUUUUUGAUGGCCUCAGGAUUCGAGACGAGCAAUCGACAUCCGAGAAGCAUUUUGUGAUAUGAGGCAGAAGAGUUGUCAGUGUAUAACAGGAACAACGAAAUCUGGGUUGACACUGUUGUCGGUCAACGCCAUUGCACACGGCAGGUGCUGGAUUUGGUUCGGUUCAGAACACGGCGAUCUGAGAUAGGACCACAUACGAUUAUCGGACCUGGACACCACGCUUGACGAGAUCUGGUCAGCAACCGAGGGAUCAUCAAGCCAUGGCUACCACCACAGAGGUGGACGAAUCCAAAACGGACCUUUCGCAAUGGACCGACGACCAAGAAUCAGCACUACUCCAAGCUAUCGUCCGCUGGAAACCAGUGGGCCUCCACAAACACUUCCGCAUGAUCGCAAUCAGAGAACAUCUACUUGCUCAAGGUAUCAUCGGGCCGGAUGAUCCUCGCACGACAUCCACAGAGAUAUGGAAGAAACUCGAAUCACUAUACGACCUAGCCAAGCUAGACGAGCGAGAAGAUUCAAUCAUUGACGCCGGGGACGACACUUUCCGAGACUUUGAGCUUCCGCGCGAAGACUUUGAGGAACUGAUGUGGCAGAAACGCCUGGCACCAGAUGGCACGCAAAGUCCAGACUGGUCUAGGAGAGAAAGCACGGUGGCAGACACGGAUGAGCCCCGGUCGUCGCCUGUCCCAGGAUCGGUCAAAUCGAGCAGACCAGGCAGAGUCUCUAGGCGCAGCGGCCGAGUUUCGCAACUUCAGAACGAGGUCGAGACGGAGUCUAAAGGCAGUAGGAGGACAAGUAAGGCGAAUAGUGUGGCGGAGGUGGACGAGGAUCAAGUCAUGGAAGAUGCGGGCGAGGAAGACCACGAUGACGCAGCAGAUGAGCACGAAAACCGGGAGACGGAAGAGGAAGAAGAGAGUGAUGAGCAGCCCGAGGAAGAGGAAGAGGAAGAAAAGAAGACACCAUCCGCGAGGGGUGGUCGGGGAGGACGGAGGGGCAGAGGAAGAAGAGGACGCCGGAAAUAAAUUGGUAUUGCUCAUCUAGGC